AUGGAAAUCGAUGCCGCUGCUGAAAAGUGUGACAAGACACAAAAGUCAACAGGCAAAUGUUGCCAGCAAGUGUUGCGAGCCCUGAGCUGUGUCACCGGAGAUAUGAAGUUGUUUGGAGACUGGCUAAAAGAUAAGCCUGUGGCUCUCCAAUUUGUUGACUGGCUUCUGCGCGGAAUCUCUCAAGUGAUGUUUGUGAACAAUCCUCUCAGCGGCCUCAUCCUGCUCGUUGGAUUCCUGGUCCAGAGUCCUUGGCUGACACUCAUGUGUUGCAUUGGAGGGAUUGUGUCAACUUUAACUGCAGUUAUUCUAAGUCAAGACAGGUCCUCCAUUGCUGCUGGACUCCACGGCUACAACGGUGUCCUUGUAGGGAUGCUGAUGGCCGUCUUCUCAGACAAGGGUCAAUAUUACUGGUGGCUUCUACUUCCUGUUAUACUCAUGUCUAUGACCUG
Protobothrops mucrosquamatus (brown spotted pit viper) is the source of this 449-nucleotide messenger RNA. Its product is annotated as urea transporter 1-like. Gene Ontology annotation, cellular component: membrane. Gene Ontology annotation, molecular function: urea transmembrane transporter activity. The annotation marks the transcript as partial. The record is from RefSeq and is a predicted model, not a curated record. Gene Ontology annotation, biological process: urea transmembrane transport. NCBI's taxonomy places the organism in Eukaryota, Metazoa, Chordata, Lepidosauria, Squamata, Viperidae. The transcript has 3 exons.